Penicillium angulare is the source of this 1572-nucleotide messenger RNA. RefSeq lists its product as uncharacterized. Gene Ontology annotation, cellular component: membrane. Lineage: Eukaryota; Fungi; Ascomycota; Eurotiomycetes; Eurotiales; Aspergillaceae. Gene Ontology annotation, molecular function: carbohydrate:proton symporter activity. The record is from RefSeq and is a predicted model, not a curated record. Gene Ontology annotation, biological process: transmembrane transport; carbohydrate transport. The transcript is spliced from 8 exons. The coding region runs from base 1 to 1572 and encodes 523 amino acids.
AUGGGCAUCACAGAGAAGUUUCUCCCCAAGGAUGAUCGUUUUGCCGCAUUGUUACUUUAUGGCAUGGUCUUUUCGACCUGCUUCAAUGGAUAUGAUGCCGGUAUCAUGACGGUCAUUUUGGCCAACAAGCAGUUUAUCGACUACUAUGGAAUCAAUGAUGCUAAAUCUGGACUAGUAGCUGUGAUUCCGUGGGCGAUGACAGGUAUUUCACUUGAAACUCCUGAUCUUUCUGGUGUCGCCCAACUAUAUUUAGGGGGUACGCUUGCCGGAUGGCUAGGACGUCUGUGGGCUCUGCGAAUUUCCAUUUGUAUCAUGAUCGUCGGCGUGAUCGUCCAAGUUGUUCCAAACAGCUUCGGGGUCUUGAUACUUGGUCGUCUUUUGACAGGUUUAGGAUUCGGCUGUGUUUAUAUUGCGACUAACCUAUACGUCGCCGAAUGUGCACCCACCAAGCUUCGAGGUAGCUUUGUUGGUACUGUAGCACAAUUUGGAUAUCAACUGGGUACCCUUAUUGCCUUUUGGGCUGGCUAUGGGAUGUCCUUCCACACAAAGCCCUAUAAUAUUGCAUGGCGGGUAUCCAAUGUUAUCCAGAUUCCUAUUGGAAUUGCCUUCAUAGUUGUCUCUUUCUUUUACCCGGAGAGCCCCCGAUUCAUGCUGGAGAAAUACCCAGAGACACCUGAUCAAGCCCUCAAGGUAUUGAGCAGAUUGAGAUCAGGAGCACCGACAGAAGAGCGCAUUCGCACUGAGUUUCACGAGCUGGUUGCCUCUUAUGAAUUCAGACGACGAUAUGAGCCUGGUUAUGUUGGUCUUCUCAAAGACAAAAGUAUGCGGAAACGCCUUGUUUAUGGAUUCUAUAUCGCAAGUCUUCAGCAGUGUGGUGGUAUUGCAGCACUUACUAUGUAUGCCACUCUCAUCUAUGAGAGUCUCGGAUGGAACUCUGGCUCGCAAGCACUGGCUAUCAAUGGUAUUCAGUCUUGUCUACAACUACUCAUUGUUUUGGUGAAUACUUUCACUGUGGAUCGAUUUGGCCGAAGACCUCUGCUACUCGCAGGUUUCUGCAUUCAGUCAAUAGCAUUGUUGAUCAUGGCCAGUCUCUGUACUGCAUUUCCAACCAACGGCAACCGAGCUGCUGCUAUUGUGGAGGUCGCCAUGCUGUUUAUAGUUGGCUUGACGUACUGUUGGUCUAAUGGCCCUAUCCCAUCUGCAGUCAUCGCAGAGAUCUUUCCACAACAUGUUCGAGACAAGGGAUUUGGAUUGUCAAUGCUUGGUCAAACGUGUUGGCUUAUCCUAUUAACGGAGUCAUGGCCAUCUUUCAAUACCAAGGUUGGGGGCAGAAGCUACUGGCUGCUAGCUGCUCUCAAUGUGCUUGCUGGGAUUUCCGUUUAUUUUAUUCUUCCAGAGACUAAAGGAAUCUCCUUGGAGCGCAUGGAGAAAAUAUUUGGAGGUGUUGAUUAUGUCGAGGCAGGAGAGUGUGAAGGGGUGCCAGAGAAGCGUGAAGCCCAGGCCUUGGUGACCGAAGACAGUGAAAAGGGUGCAACUAAUCAUGUGGAAGCUACUACGAUUGAAGGCCGGUAA